Molecule: messenger RNA, 2616 nt
Organism: Drosophila hydei
Lineage: Eukaryota; Metazoa; Arthropoda; Insecta; Diptera; Drosophilidae
Gene: in
Product: protein inturned
Exons: 1
Coding region: 1-2616 (871 amino acids)
Biological process (GO): vesicle-mediated transport; nervous system development; establishment of planar polarity
Cellular component (GO): cytoplasm; cilium
Source: RefSeq, a predicted model, not a curated record
AUGCGAAAAUCGCAGGGCAUGUCGUUAGCCUCUGAGAGACGUCUUGGGCUGGACGCCUCCGAAACCUAUUCAACGUCGAGCUCGUCGCUUAAUAGUUCUUUUAGUGACGGCAGCGAUUUGGUUAACUGGGAGGAGUACGUGGCCGAAGAUGGCAGCCUCUUCUAUGCCGAAUAUGUGCCCAAUCCCAAGUCGAAUCUAAGUGAGCGCCGCGGUGAGCCGCUGCGUCGUUCGCUGCGCCUGGGUAAGAAAACUACGCGGCGACAGCAGCAGAAUAGAGGCCAGCAGGGCAAACACAAUGGCAACCACAACAACAACAACAACAACAAUAGCAGUGGGGGGCAGGCACAUGUAGAAGCAGAGAACGAGGCGAACAACGGGUUCCGAUUCGCAGACAUCAAGAAUUCACACGCAGACACAGACAAUCAGAAGCAAUUGGAGUUGGUUAUAACGGCAACGGAUCGCUUCCGCUUUGGCCGUCGCUCCACAGCCGUGGAGUCAAUACUGGGCUUCCGAGUGCUGCCCUUUCCCGAUCAGCCCGAGUGCCUAAUGGUGGAUAGCUUUGUUCACGAUAUAAGCGCCAUGCAGCAUAAUAUAAAGCGUGGAGAUUGGUUCAAGUCAUUGAAUGGCAUCGAGCUGUAUGCCAGCAAUGUGGACGAGCUGUUGCAGCAGUUUCUCGAGCCCACACAGGUGUGCCUGGGCUUUCAAGGCGCAAGCAUCACCACGCCAGCUGCCACAGCGGAUGAUGCUGCGGCCCAAUGCAAUCAAAUGCCCCAGGUGCGCAAGCUGACUAGCUUUGCCAUGUUUGCGGAGCAGUUCGAUCAGCUGCUGCCACCGGCUGUGACCGUGUCUGAGUCCUUGACGCCCUUUGGCCUGUUGCUGCUGCCACCGGAGUGCUAUCAGCAUGAUCAGCACAAGGAUUCGCUCUACUACUACCCGGAGUCGGCUGUGACGAACUUUCUCUACAAGGCACGCGGCAGCUUCCUCACGCUCUGCUCUGUGCUCAACGAACUUCAGACGGAGCCGCUGACAUCCCGCCUGCUGGUCGAUCAGCUGCCCUACUAUGUCAACUAUCGCCGUCUGAAUGGCUUCCUGGUGCUGUUCGCCUAUGCGGCACAAUUGUACACCGCAACGGAGUGCAGCUUGAGAUCGGAUGAGCUGAUUGGCUACAUUCGAUUCUCGCUGCCAGGUCUGACGCUCGAGAACUUUUCCACUGCCAACGAUAGCUCGAAUGGCCUCCGCCAGUUUCUGCGUCAUUUCUGUGGCAUUCAGCGCUUGCGCCUCCUGGCCCAUCCACGUGGCGAGCUGCGCUUCGAGCAGCUGCUGAAGCAGUCAAAAAGUUUGCCUCUGCCGAAGGAGGCGCAGCUGCGCAUCUUCGAUGCGCUCAGCGAAAUGGAGGCCAUGGACUAUCGCAACUGGAACGACGAGCCGUUGACCACGCAUCGGGAGUUCUUCAUCUAUGGCUGUGCCCUGUACUAUGAUAGCUUCCUGCUGGCCAGUCUUCUGCCCGCCGAGGUGCGCUUCAAUGUUGAGCUCUUCCUGCGUUGUCGCGGCAUCUUCGACUUCAUUGGAGCAGCUCCCAGUGUGCGAGUGCGUGAGCUGUACGUCUGGGAGGAGAUUGUGCUGGCCAAUGCAACGGGUCGCUAUUUUCUCACCGUCUGCUGUCGCAGCCAUCUCAUCCUAACGGUCAUCCUGAAGAUGUACGUGGAUACACCUGAAAUGGAGGCGUUUACUGCGGUUCCACCCUCGUUGUUCUACAUUGAGGAGAUACAGGAGACAUUGGAUCAUUUAAUACAGUGUGGCAUUGAGUCGCUGGCCAAGUUCUGGUCCAUCUCGAACAAGCGACCCGAGGUACUGGAUCAGCAGAAAAUCGAUCAAUCCGGUGAGGAGCAGGAAUCCACCAACAACAAGCUGGAAUCGUUCCUUAAGCAGAAGACAAGUGCCUCACAUUCGUCCUCUGCGGCCAAUGAUGAGGAGGCACAAUUGUGCUCAUCUCUGGGUGGCUCUUCCAUACACAGUCAGACGCCCAGUGAGGAUGAGAUGUCACGACGUCGUCUAACGCCCGCAGAGGACUCGGACAGUGGCUCCGACUGGGAGAACUUUGCGGAACAGCAUCCCCUGCACUAUGGCCUCAAUCUGAAUGCUGAGAGCCAAAGCCAAAUAACCACAUCCCUGUGGAAGGAGAUCAACAAUGUGCUGCCAGUAAAAAUAUCCGCCGGCUGGAAGAACUCCGUGCUGCACUACGUCUAUGUGGACCUUACAAAUGGCGUUUUCCUAUGCCCGUUCACAACCAAUCCAGACAGUUUUCCAUACCUCAGUGAGAUACGCCGAGCGUGUCAUAUGAUUCACAUGGUUCUGGAUCGCUCCAAGCAACAUCGACGACUGCUGAUGGAAUCGGCCAAUACACUGGGCAAUAGAUCAGCUGGCAAUGAUAUAACCAUGGUUAAAGAACAUGGCAUUAGCUUGGAAGUAACCAAGGAUCAGUCCAGCAUGCGUUUCGUUGUGGUCGGACGUUUGUUCCAAUCGCCAGCUAAGGAAGUCUACGUCUGCCACUUUCCGGAGGUGCCACAAAAUAUGGUCGAAAUGGCGUUUCGACUAUCUUUCUUUUCAAUGGGAUAG